Messenger RNA from Rhodofomes roseus, 636 nucleotides. RefSeq lists its product as uncharacterized. The transcript has 2 exons. Bases 121 to 534 code for a protein of 137 amino acids. The record is from RefSeq and is a predicted model, not a curated record. NCBI's taxonomy places the organism in Eukaryota, Fungi, Basidiomycota, Agaricomycetes, Polyporales, Fomitopsidaceae.
CGCCUCCUCGACGACAUCAUCGCGCUGUACUCGUGCCAGCCCACGCGCGAGCGCGUCAAACGCUACACCCCAGACUGCGUGUACGACGACCAGUUCGUGUACGCCAACGACCGAUACAAGAUGGCGGGGCAGUGGUUCGCGCUCCCGAAGCUGUUCAAGGAGAGCAAGAACGAGGGAUAUGAGGUCAUCAGGAAUGACCCGCUCUUGAUCCAGUUCAAGAAUGAGCAGACGUGGACGUUCCCUGGUGGUGUCAAGUCAACCACCAUCAACGCGCUCGUGUCUCUGUCUCUGGAUCCAGACACGGCGGACUCGGACUUCCCCCAGGUCAAGUACCACAAGGACCAAGCGAACGAGAAGGACUACUCACACACGGGCCCCGGCUUCGCGAUCAAGAAGUGGCAAGCUGACCAUGUCUCGGGGUCGAUGGACAGCGAGGACGUCGAGUUCUUCAAGGGUGACGCUCGCGAUGACUAUCACGAAGACGUUCGCAAGUAUGACAGUGGAACGGCUGACGCGCAGAAGUUGCAGUUCUGAGUACACCACGAGGCGAGAUGUAAUGGCUCGAGCGUAGUUUGCCUGUAAUCCACACGUCGGUACAUCUCGAACGACGUGGCUCGCUGUUUUACGUGAUGAAAA